AUGUCGGCGCCCACAGACGCAAAGCCGUCGCCCCUCUUCUUCAACAGCGCGCGUGGCUCGCGCCAGUCGCCUUUCGGCCGCCCAGGCUCCAUCAGACAAAGCUCUCCUUCCACCCCCCGUCCUUCGACGCCAACCUCGUCGCCGCUGAAGCCGACAGAGACGCCAGCCGCCUUGUCGCCCGUCCCUCUGCGCCAGGCCACAGCCAGCAACGGUUCGCAGAAGGCGCCACCCUGGCUGAAGACGGGCAAUACGGCCAACGCGGGCGAGCCCCCCAGUUCGCCCUCACAUCUCCGUUCGCCAUCGCGAGAGCCGCUGUCACCUGGGCCCCAACUGCUAUCGCCCGCCCGCGACCGAGUCGAACGGCCAGACUACGCACGCAACAUGUCCAGCUCCACAAACGCCACGGUCCGCCCACUCAGCACCGCAUCUCUUGCCGCAAAGUUCCAAGGCGGCCGGGAGAGAUCGAGCACGCCGCCCCUCGUCUCCAGAGACAGCACGACCCCAGUCGUCGAGAAGGCCGUUCAAAUGACGCUUGAAAAGCCGCUGGACAGGGCGAUUGAGACGCCCAUAUCGCCCUCCAAGCCCACGCUCGUCGACACAGAACCAAAACCAGCACAACGCGCGGCGCCCGCCCGGCCGCCCAUGAUCCGUCAAACCACAAACGAUGCCCUCUCCAAACUCCCGCCUCCCCUGCUCCACAGCAUGCGCGAAUCCUUCAGCGUCAUGGACCGCGACGACGACGGCCACGUCCACGCCGCAGACGUCGCAGACAUGCUCUCGCAGCUCGGCCUGUCCGCCACGCCCUCGACCCUCGCCAGCUACUUCAACGGCGCGCAGAGCAUCAACCUCGCCACCUACCUCAACACCCUCUCCGACCUCCUCGGCGGCCUGUCUCGCCCAAGCGAGCUGAGUGCGGCCUUUGAAGCCUUUGACGACGGCGACGACGGUCAGAUUGAUCUCGCAGAGCUAAAGGACGCCCUGCUGCACACGGCCCCCGACGCGGGCGAGCACAGACUGACCGAGAGGGAGAUUGACAUGGUCGUUGAGGGCUUCAGCGGGAGGAGGGCGUUUGGCAAAGGGGGGAAAGGACUAGGGAGGGGGGAGGUGUUUCGAUAUCAGGAGUUCAUGGCUAGCUUGACAGGCGGUGGAGGUGGAGAGAGUGGCGCUGUGCCAGCUCCGGCGUAG
This is a messenger RNA of Ascochyta rabiei, 1185 nucleotides long. RefSeq lists its product as uncharacterized. Gene Ontology annotation, biological process: actomyosin structure organization; mitotic cytokinesis. The coding region runs from base 1 to 1185 and encodes 394 amino acids. Lineage: Eukaryota; Fungi; Ascomycota; Dothideomycetes; Pleosporales; Didymellaceae. Gene Ontology annotation, molecular function: calcium ion binding; myosin heavy chain binding; cytoskeletal motor regulator activity. Gene Ontology annotation, cellular component: cytoplasm; myosin II complex. The transcript has 2 exons. The record is from RefSeq and is a predicted model, not a curated record.